AUGUCAUCUACUUCUGCACCCACACCCCUGAUUGGUGUGAUUGUUUGCUCCUCACGACAGCCACGGGUUUGCCCUCAGAUCGCGGCUUUGGUCACCUCAACAAUCGAAAACUGGACUUCUACAUCUUCGGAUUCCCCGCCUCGAGCCAAACUCCAGCUGAUCGACCUGGCAGUAUGGAAUCUCCCCAUGUUCGACGAACCAACAAUCCCCUCUCAGAUUAAGAACUAUUGUGACUACGCCCAACCACACACCCGUGCUUGGAGCCAAGAGAUCCAGAAAUAUGCCGGUUUCAUCUUCAUCCUGCCCCAGUACAACUGGGGCUAUCCAGCCGUCAUCAAGAACGCAAUCGACUAUUUGUUCAACGAAUGGAGAGCCAAGCCCGCGAUGAUUGUUAGCUAUGGUGGUCAUGGCGGUACAAAAUCCGCCGGGCAGCUGCGACAAGUCCUCGAUGGUGUUAACAUGAACGUGGCGGAGACUAUGCCUGCGCUUGCGUUUCCGGACAGGACGGUGCUGGUCAAGGCGGCGAAAGGAGAUGAUUUGAACCUGGGCGAGGAGUCCAGGAUUUGGACUGAGGAACGGAAGGAUAUUUAUAAGGCGUUCGAGGAUCUAAUGGCGCUUGUGUCCAAGACUUUGUAG
This is a messenger RNA of Venustampulla echinocandica, 636 nucleotides long. RefSeq lists its product as uncharacterized. The transcript has a single exon. Lineage: Eukaryota; Fungi; Ascomycota; Leotiomycetes; Helotiales; Pleuroascaceae. Gene Ontology annotation, cellular component: cytosol. Bases 1 to 636 code for a protein of 211 amino acids. The record is from RefSeq and is a predicted model, not a curated record. Gene Ontology annotation, molecular function: oxidoreductase activity; FMN binding.